GCCAAGCAAAGCCAGUCAUCUGGUCAUGCAUGGCUUGUUUAGUUCAUGCUUGUUGAUUGUGCCACUUUUACGUCAGUCAUCAUGACCGGCCGGUAGGCUGGCCAUGCAGAGGGCUUCCCAAUCAUGUCGGACCAUGGAGCUGGACCAUGUCGGACUGAAAAACAAGAAGUAAUGGAUAAACUAAGCCAGUAAGUGUGAGCGCUUGGACCGUGAGCUCCCUUUGUCACAACUCCUAACCAGUAAAGUGCUAUCUGUUGUCACCUCAACUUCUGGCUGACACCUCGAGACCAAAGCCCUAAAAGGCAACAAUGCAAGUCCCAGGAAAUCCAUUCCAUACGGCCCAGUCAUUCGGCAUGAAUAUUGGAGUCGACGGACAUGUUAAUGGCCACCAGCACAACCGACUGGCUGGCGCCCUCAACGGUGGCUACUGCUUUGGCCAGAAGAGGAAGAGGGUGGAAUCAGAGAUGAUGGAAGAGCCCAGGUGCAAGAGAUGCAACCACUUUGAGCCCUCAGAUUUCAGAGGUCGCAACUUCCUGCCCGUCAAGGGCUCGGCCAACGUGUUCCAAUCGGAGCUGGUCAAGCCCAAAGGGGAGACCAUGUACCGGCCCCUGACUGAUGACGUCCUGAUCAACAUGAGACACAUUGAGCAGGUCAGCUUUGAGUCGGGCAUGUACUUCAUCGGAGAUCAUCGGGGAAACUACGUCCGUUCGGACCACGGUCACGUGAUCAACAUGUGGCGCUUUGAUAUGAACCAACAGCGUCUGUUUGUCUCCAGAUCGCUACUAUUCACCGACCCAAUGAAAUUCAAUGAACUUCACAGUAUAUUACAAACCAUGUAGACCGAAGGGAAUGACCGUUGGAGUUCGUAGGUCUGAAAAUUGUGUAUGGAGCCACAAGCUACGCGUACAUGUACGCGAACUCUCCUUGGAAAAAAAAUUUAGCGUCACUGAUGAUGUAUGAAAACUGGUGAUCCCAUCUAAUCUUAAGCCCCCUCGUCCUCCCCGGUCUAACGUCUUCAAAGUAUUGUAACAGAUUAACAACAGCACAGCUGAACCACUGUUUUGUUUUAACCGGGGAUCAGUGUAUCUCUGUUUCAAUGUAACAUGCACAGACCAGUGUUGCGUUUGUAAAAGGCCAAGAAAUUGAAGAUUUUUUUUCACGUUCUUAAUUUUCUGAAAAUUCUUAAUUAUUCCAAUAACUCCCCAGAUGUGUAUUGCCAAAGGUAGAACAGGCUGAAGAUUUUGUAUAUACAUGAAUAAUUUCUAAAAUUCAUGUCAAUGCAAUCCUGAGAUGACAAAGUACUUCGCUCUGCUGCAACAAGUCAACUUGAAAAUUUGAUUCACUCAAAGAUUUAUAUGGCUUCAUUAUUAUAAAUUAUAAAGAGUUCUGCCAGCGACUAUGUACAAACAUGUUGAACAUGCAAGUCUGCACCACUGACCUAAUCUCAAGCGCACUGUGUGCAGGGUGCACAGAGCGAUCGCCAUGACCAACACCCAUGUGCCAUUCUGUGUUCAGAAAGCACCCUUGCUCGAGUGGACUACACGGUGCCCUUGGUGGCCCUGGCCUGAGCUACUGACGUAAGCUUGGUUUCUGUGGGUCUAAAUCGGCAAAUUUCAUUCCAAAACGAAAAUUUGAUGCUUUACAAGAAGGCAGACAAGUAUUCUAAACCCACCCAGAUAAAUUAUCAAUUUCU
Molecule: messenger RNA, 1693 nt
Organism: Acanthaster planci (crown-of-thorns starfish)
Lineage: Eukaryota; Metazoa; Echinodermata; Asteroidea; Valvatida; Acanthasteridae
Source: RefSeq, a predicted model, not a curated record